Molecule: messenger RNA, 2187 nt
Organism: Papilio polytes (common Mormon)
Lineage: Eukaryota; Metazoa; Arthropoda; Insecta; Lepidoptera; Papilionidae
Product: otopetrin-2-like
Exons: 7
Coding region: 100-1848 (582 amino acids)
Biological process (GO): proton transmembrane transport
Cellular component (GO): membrane
Molecular function (GO): proton channel activity
Source: RefSeq, a predicted model, not a curated record
UCUCUGUCGCUGCAGCCGGUGCUGUUCGGGCCGGGCGCGCCGCAGCCUCCCCUACCGCCUACAAGACACCCAUCAAGACCUUCCGCAUCCAUCCAGAACAUGCAUAAUAUAAGCGCGAGCGACGCGCUGGCGACGACUCUCUCCGCGCUAUACGGCAAGCUGCUGGUGGUGAUGGGAGUUGCCUUUCCCAUGGCUGAAGUCAUUUCUACUUACAUACCGCCAUCUUUCUACGAGGGUUUCUACCUGUACCUGUACAUCGGUAGCAUGGUCUUUCUACUCUACAUGUACGCGGCACUCGUAAGAGACAGGUCGCGGUCUGCUGCAGAAACCAAAGUUGUUGCCAAAUCAGACUCAAGUUCAUCACCGUCGGAAUCGGAGUCAUGUUCGUCGCGAACGGAGCGCAGCACAGCGAUUGCAGCGCCACCACAGCUGGCUGCCAAGAGACUGUCGCUUGGCUUCGCCCUCGCUGCACGCACGCACCAUUAUGGCAGCUUUUACCUCAGGAUGGGUGCAGUUGCUUUCGGCAUUGGGUCAAUGAUCUACUCGGGACUGGAGUUUGGUCAGUACUGGGAGCUGGAGCGUAACACCAACUGCCACAACGUGUUGCUCGCGCUCACACCAGCCACCAGAAUGGCAUUCAUAUUCAUACAAAUGUAUUUCAUCUUUCUGAAUAACGAGAUGAAAGUAUACAAACACAAGAUAGUGGCGCGCUUCGGGCUGAUGCACAUGGUGGGCACCAACCUCAGCGUAUGGCUCAACGUCUUAGUACAGGAGACCAAGCAUGAGAUCCUCACCUUCUACGACCCUGAGAACAAGACGAUAGGAUUAUCACAUCGCCUCGCGUUCCAAAAGGCGUUUGCAUCGUUGGCGACAGAAGUGCCGCCGUCACACCCUGCAGCCGCACACCUCCGUGUGCCGCGAGGAUUGAAAGGACCACAUCACAUCUUCGAAUGUCGCAGAACUAACAUCAUGGGAUCUUUGGUGCAGGACGCAUCGCCAUUCCUUUUUCCUUGCACUAUCGAAUAUUCUCUUAUAUGUGCGGCAAUUUUAUACGUCAUGUGGAAAAACAUUUCUAAAUACCCAUCCAAAGAUGUCGCAGCCGCUAUUGCGAAGGCUAGAUUGCUAGAAGGUCUAGCUUAUAAGAAAUCUCCACAUUUGUACAGCGUCGAUUGUGCGAGGGCUCACAAAGGAUUGUUUUUUGGAAUUCUCGUCUUAGUUCUAACAAUAAUUUCUUUAAUACUCUUCUUUGUUCUGAUAUCGAGAAAGGAAUACGCUACUUUAGCUGUUGUUGAAGUAAAUGUUUGUGAAUUGGCUUUGUACGCAAUGACGACGUUUGCUAGUUUAGCUGGAAUGGUGUGCGUUAGAAAUCUGAAGUACGAUGGGAAUCGUAAUCUAGAAUUGGACAACAUUUUACUGGUCGGUGCACAAACUGGGAUGUUUAUCUAUGGUACAUUUACUAUUAUCGGCGGUCAUUUCACAAUAGAAAAGAACACAAUACUGAUAUUAAUAACGGCUCUAUCAUCCUUGGUACAGACGACAUGCCAGACGAUGUUCAUAUUAGACGCAAGUCGAAGAUCGGCGAAAACACCGGAACAGUUACGAAAGAAACCUGGAAGAGAAAUAGUUACGUUCCUCUUAGUAACUAACUUAGCGAUGUGGGCUAUAAAUACUCUAGAAAAAUCUAGAGCGGAGUCACAUCCAGUCCAGUUGCAUUUCUACGGUCUUUGGGCUUGGACGAUAAUUACACACGUAUCGAUGCCGCUCGCGAUUUUCUAUAGAUUCCAUUCUACAGUUUGCUUGUGCGAGAUCUGGAAACGGGCCUACAAGAUGAAACCUGCUUACAUGUAGCGAAAGGUGGUUAGAUUCUGAGUGUAAAAACUUCUGAGUCUGAAGGAAAGACUAUAGUUUUCGGGUUAAAAUCUUGAAUAACGUAUCGAUGUAGAGGAUUUAUCGAUGGUAGAUAUGAUCACUAAUAGAUUGAUGUAAGAUAAAGUUUCAGAGAUAUUAAUAAAGUGCCAUACGUCAUAGUUUCAAAAAUUUGAAAUUGAAUGUUUGAAAGAUUGAAACCAUUUCAGGAUUGAUAAUCUUAAAUCUUAUAAUCAUAAAACAUAAGCAUAAAGUAAUGAUUUUGAUAAAAUAAUUGAUCUGAAUAACGAAAAUAAUAUCCAUAAAUGUACUGUUAACUUU